Messenger RNA from Raphanus sativus (radish), 687 nucleotides. RefSeq names its product protein RGF1 INDUCIBLE TRANSCRIPTION FACTOR 1-like. The transcript has 3 exons. The coding region runs from base 1 to 687 and encodes 228 amino acids. Lineage: Eukaryota; Viridiplantae; Streptophyta; Magnoliopsida; Brassicales; Brassicaceae. The record is from RefSeq and is a predicted model, not a curated record.
AUGAUAAGAACAGAGGAACACGCAGAAGACUAUAUUAGCCCACCAUGGCUAAUGCCAAUGCUACGAGGGAGCUACUUCAUCCCUUGUUCGAUCCACGCUGAUUCCAACAAAAACAAAUGCAACUUGUUCUGUCUGGACUGUGCUGGAAUUGCCUUUUGCUCCUACUGUUUGGUCAAACAUAAAGACCAUCGUUUUGUUCAGAUAAGGAGAUCUUCUUACCACAACGUGGUGAGAGUGAAUGACAUACAGAAGUACAUAGAUAUCUAUGGUGUUCAGACAUAUAUCAUCAACAACGCAAAUAUUAUGUUCCUUAAUGAAAGACCUCAGGCAAGAGUCGGAAAAGGUGUUACAAGCACUUGUGAGAUAUGUUGCAGAAGCCUUCUUGAUUCUGUCCGCUUCUGCUCUCUCGGUUGCAAGAAUGGGGGAAUGAAGAGAGGAGAUCAAAGUUUGACCUUCUCAUUGAGAGGGAAGCAUGGGAGAGAGUACCAAGGUGGGUCGGAAUCAGAUGAGGCUACUACACCGACUAAGAUGCGUAAGACCAAGGAUCUCAACCGUCUCAUGAGUGGUCUGCGCUCGUUGAGCUCGGGGGACGAAUGUGGUUUCAGCUUCUCUCCAGGAACACCGCCGAAAUACAAUCACCGGAACUCAAGCAGACGAAAAGGAAUCCCUCACCGCGCUCUGUUCUAA